Wyeomyia smithii (pitcher-plant mosquito) is the source of this 1155-nucleotide messenger RNA. RefSeq lists its product as uncharacterized. The record is from RefSeq and is a predicted model, not a curated record. The coding region runs from base 1 to 1155 and encodes 384 amino acids. The transcript has 2 exons. NCBI's taxonomy places the organism in Eukaryota, Metazoa, Arthropoda, Insecta, Diptera, Culicidae.
AUGCCUCUGCCUGAGGCCUCGUUCUCGGUAUCGGUAGCACCAUCGGUGGUGUCUUCGCGUAGCUCACAACAGGCAACCCGUUCGCCGCCGGUGUCGUCCGUCGAAAGUAGCCCCUCUCCCACGUCGUCGGUGUACUUAAAUCGUCAAUUCGCAGAAAUUGAACCACUUCCCUCCUGCUCUAACGAUAAUGCAACUGUGUUCGCUCCAACAAACAAACAACAAAAGAUUGUGUUCCUAUCAACAGCACUGGUGCGCAUAGUGGACGUUAAUGACUGUCUAGCUCUUCCCGAGCUAACAGUUAGCCUUCCAAGUGCUCAUGUUGACAUCUCACACUGGCAAAUUCCACGUAAGUUGCCCUUAGCAGAUCCAAAGUUCAAUGUGAGCCACGGAGUCGAUUUGAUAAUUGGGGCUGAACUAUUUUUCUCACUGAUCGAAUCGCAUCAAUUAGUUUUAGCUGACAAAUAUCCCAUUUUACAGAAAACAAUGCUGGGUUACGUGGUAUGUGGAAAAUACUCGACAAACGAAUCUGCAACGGUGGCAUGUCAUGUUGUCACUGAUCAGAAUUUGAACAUUCAACUAGAAAAAAUGUGGGAGGUUGAAAAUCUCGAUAUUGGAAAGGCUCUUACGCAAGAGGAACAGGAGGUCGAAAAUCACUUUCAGCAAACCGUGUCUCGUGAUACUGACGGUCGUUACGUGCUUCGUCUCCCAUUCCGGGAGUCUUGGACUCCAUUGUUGGCGAGCUCUUAUGAGCAGGCAAAGCGGCGUUUUCUGCUCAUGGAAAAGCGGUUUUCCCGAGAUAACACUCUUCGCGAUGAAUACGUGAAGUUUAUGGAUGAUUACGAGAGCAUGGGGCAUAUGAAAGUUGGUUCAAGCGUCGCGGGUCCGCAGUAUUUCCUCCCACAUCAUGCUGUUCAUCGGCUGGAAAGCAGUACGACAAAAACUCGUGUCGUUUUUGAUGCUAGCAGUAAGGGAUCAGGUACACUCACUCUCAAUGAUGUACUUCGCAUUGGUCCCACAGUGCAACCAACACUAUUAGCUACCGUUGUUAACUUCAGAAUGCCGCAGUACGUUUUCACUGCUGACGCGGAAAAAAUGUUCCGCCGAAUUUGGAUUCAUCCCGAGGAUCGAUCGUAUCAGCAGAUUGUCUGGCGAUGA